AUGUUCGGCAGCAGUGCGCUCCCGCUCCCCUCCAACUUCGCGGCUCAAGACCACCAUCGCCCCCUCCGGUUGACUAGCGAUUCCCGCGCAUCUCCCGCGGGGGAUGCAUUGCUAGAGAGGAUCAAACGGCUAGAAGAGACCAUACACCAUGAACGCGAGAUCCGGGAGACGGCCCUGCAACGGGAGCGCUCGCUUUGGGAACGAGAAGUUAGAAUUCUUCGCGAGGCACUGGCGCCGUUCUAUACCAGCGAACAAGAUAUGCGCCGAAAAUUGAUCGAGGUUGAAGACCGGGUUGAAGGCAACUAUGAUGAGCAAAUUCGGUUGAAAGAUCGCGUGGUUGCGGUGGAUGACGCCAACAUGACUUUGGAGAAGCGGGUUGAUGAGAUUGAACAAUCCAGAUCCAAGCGACGCCGCGUCAGCCGGCAACCGGUCCAGGAGGAUGUGCCAAUGUACCCAAACAGCAGUGACGAACGCCGAAUCUCGGAUGAACGGUCUGUGAACUCGAACUCGUCCUACGCCUUAUCUCCUAGCAGCAAUCUCAUGCCGUUGGCCCCAGAACGCGAAGAGGCUCGAUCAAGUGGUAUCUUGAACUUGGUCGAGAUGACGGCACGCUCACGCCUUCAUCCAACCCCACCUGUCCGCGCCGUACAACAUCGUCCAGAAGAAGCCCGCUCCAGCGGCUUUCUUGCCCUUGAUUUGGCGGAACGGCUUGGCAAGAAUCAUGGCACAGGCGUUGCACCGGCCGCUCCAUCAACUGGACCACCCCCGCCACCCUAUAUGUCAUUCAAAGACCGAUAUAGCCCGCCAGGAUACGCUCAGUCUGAUCCGGAUGCAACAACUACACGACGGAGCCCAAGCUUUGCACCUCCUGGACAGUCCCCCGGCGAUCUAUCACCAAGAAAGAGAAAACAUUUGACCGAACACAUGGCAUUGGACGUCCUCGCCGACGUCAGUAUGGCGUCGCCGUUGAUUCAUGGAUAA
This is a messenger RNA of Cyphellophora europaea CBS 101466, 981 nucleotides long. RefSeq lists its product as uncharacterized. The transcript has 2 exons. Bases 1 to 981 code for a protein of 326 amino acids. The record is from RefSeq and is a predicted model, not a curated record. NCBI's taxonomy places the organism in Eukaryota, Fungi, Ascomycota, Eurotiomycetes, Chaetothyriales, Cyphellophoraceae.